AUGUAUGAGGUCACUUUGAAUCUUCUCAAGAAUGACAUGGAAAUCGAUCACAAUCUGUUUAGCCAUUUCGUGAAAGACGGCAAGGUACAUAAAGCUCAGGAGACUAUUGAAUCCAUUGAUGAACAGGAUAAAACAAUCAAUUUCAAACUCUUUGGAGGAGAUAUCAAUCAGCAGUACAAAAGCUUUAAGCUGAUCCUUCAAGUGAUUGACAAGAAUGAUGGUGGUGCCGCUGUUAAAUGGACCAUUGAAUAUGAGAAGAUCAACGAGGAUAUUGAUCCUCCACAUGGUUACAUGGACUACUUUGACAAAUCCACCAAAGAGAUGGAUGCUUAUGUUUUCAACACAUAG
Cajanus cajan (pigeon pea) is the source of this 348-nucleotide messenger RNA. Lineage: Eukaryota; Viridiplantae; Streptophyta; Magnoliopsida; Fabales; Fabaceae. The record is from RefSeq and is a predicted model, not a curated record.